AUGUCAACUCUUCAGGUUGCCCUUAUCGACGAUGGCCUAGAUUACGGUGAUUUCGACGUUUAUCUACACACAAAAGUGCGAGGCUUUAGCUGCUAUCCACGCACUGGGCAGACCGAACAUCCAUGGCACAAGUCGACCAACGGGCAUGGAACUGCAAUGGCCAAUAUGAUCCUCCGCAUAAAUCCGUGGAUACAUCUCUUGGUCAUUCGAAUCGAGGAUGGCAUCUCCUACGCGAAUCCAGGAUCGCCGUCGCGGACCAUCCAACCCGACAGCGCUGCCCGCGCCGUCGAGGCGGCCAUCAAGCACAAUGUCGAUGUGAUAUCCAUGUCGUGGACCAUACGCAAGCAAAUUUCACAACUGCACAGCUCACCCGUUGAUUCUGGAUCAUUGGGGAAGAAGUCAAUUGACGAGGCUGGGAUCGAGCGACUGGAAAGGGCCAUAAGGGAGGCGGCGGUAAACAAUAUUCUCAUGGUGUGUUCUGCAGCAGACGAUAUAGCACUCCUUGGGAAGGAGAAUCUACCCUUCUGUGCAGCGGAGCACAAUAUCUUUCGCAUCGGCUCCUGCGAUUCUCAAGCGCAGCGUGACCCCAUGACUGAAAACAGAACAACCAUUUCCUAUUUUCUCCCGGGGAUUCAAGUCCCGGAAGCACGAAGACCACACUCCUUGAAACCAACCGUAUAUCAUGACGGGUCUUCGAUAGCCACUGCGCUGGCUGCAGGGUUAAUAUCUAUUAUCCUCCAUUGUGCUCGCUGGGUAGACCAGUGUCAAGAAGCUCAGGAGCCCGCACAGAAUGCCUCCAGUGAGAAAAAUCCAUUUCGGCACUUGGCAAAGAACCUUCGUAUUCACAAAAACAUGCAGAUCGCAUUGAGAAAUAUUGCCAGAUCACAUGGGUCAGAGGAGCCAGAAGAUUCGAAACAGCUUCCUGUGUAUCGUCUUUUUGCAGACACAACCAACAAGUUGAACAGUGCCAAGGGGUGGCAGAAGGUUGAGAGGUUGGGGGAUUUAGUCAGGUACCUAUGUCAUGACAUUGAGGCCUAG
This is a messenger RNA of Aspergillus luchuensis, 1038 nucleotides long. RefSeq names its product S8 family peptidase. The record is from RefSeq and is a predicted model, not a curated record. The transcript has a single exon. Gene Ontology annotation, biological process: proteolysis. NCBI's taxonomy places the organism in Eukaryota, Fungi, Ascomycota, Eurotiomycetes, Eurotiales, Aspergillaceae. The coding region runs from base 1 to 1038 and encodes 345 amino acids. Gene Ontology annotation, molecular function: serine-type endopeptidase activity.